AUGUCAAAACACUUCUGCUGCUGCAUCCCCGUCCGCUUCGGCGUCUUCGUCUUCUCUUUGUUGUCAGCCGUCACAGCGGGUCUACUAGCCGCCAUUCUGUGGUUUAUCGUCCAUGGUACGCAGGCAUCUGGUCUCGCAGAUGGCUACACGAACGUCAAUGAGCGGACGAAGAUCAUCGUCAUUGUGAUUGCGUGCGUCUUUAGUGUCAUGGCACUGCUCUCGCUGUUCGGCUUCAUCGGCUCCAUCACGCGCAAUCGACGUUUCGUGAAGGCGUUCUCAUUCAUGGCAUGGAUCCUGUUCUUCUGCUCCCUCGCCGCCGCGGGCCUGCUUCUCUGGGCUGUCUACACCGAGAAGAACAUCACGACGGACUGCAUCAACUCGGACGACAAGGGCAACGUCUCCGUGGAUGAGUGCACGACACACCUCAGCACAGGCAUGAAGAUCGCUAUCACAGUGAUCGUGGCGGUCCACGUGUUCGUCGAGCUCUACAUUGUGACGAUUGUCCGGCGCUACGUUGAGCAGCUCGAAGAGGAGGACGGAUGGCAGGGUCCCUACAAGCUCACGUCGACGGACGUCAGCCAGGGCCUCAUGAACACCGCUCCCAACUCGUAUCCUUACUCCGACCCGCAUCACGCGUACGGCAACGCAUGA
Molecule: messenger RNA, 651 nt
Organism: Laetiporus sulphureus 93-53
Lineage: Eukaryota; Fungi; Basidiomycota; Agaricomycetes; Polyporales; Laetiporaceae
Exons: 4
Coding region: 1-651 (216 amino acids)
Cellular component (GO): membrane
Source: RefSeq, a predicted model, not a curated record